UACAGCGCCUCAAAUCGGCCACUUCCACUCCCACUACGCCGCUUCCCUUUCCCUUCCCUCUCCCCUCAAACACCUCGCCACCCAGAACCUUCUACCGAAAAACGCAUCGAGCUUCGCCAUGGCUGCCACCCCAUCCUCCCACUCCGUCGUCCUUGCAUGGGGCUCAGGGGAAGAUGGGCAACUUGGAAUGGGCGACUCGGAAGAGAAGGACUGGGUCUGCUGCGUCAAAUUCCUCGAAUCCGAGAACGUAACCGCUGUCGUCGCCGGCAGCCGGAACUCCCUCGCCAUCUGCGAGAGCGGACAUCUGUUUACCUGGGGAUGGAACCAGAGGGGAACCCUGGGCCAUGCCCCGGCAACCAAAACCGAGAGUCUUCCCAGCCUCGUCGAGUCCCUCGCCGCGGCCAAUGUCAAGAUCGUUCAGGCGGCUAUUGGUGGGUGGCAUUGCCUGGCUGUAGAUGAUCAGGGGCGAGCUUAUGCAUGGGGUGGGAAUGAAUAUGGGCAGUGCGGGGAGGAGCCGGAGAGGAAAGAGGAUGGAACCAGGGCUCCGAGAAGGGACAUCAUGACCCCACAACGUUGUGCUCCAAAGCUUUCUGUUCGGCAGGUAGCUGCUGGAGGGACGCACUCUGUGGUGCUGACACGAGACGGUCAUGUGUGGACUUGGGGCCAACCGUGGCCUCCUGGAGAUAUUAAACAAAUAUGUACUCCUGUACGAGUACACGGCCUGGAAAGGGUGAGGCUGAUUGCUGUUGGUGCCUUUCAUAACUUGGCACUUCUAGAGGAUGGAACAUUAUGGGCAUGGGGUAAUAAUGAAUAUGGCCAGCUAGGAACUGGGGAUACACAACCAAGAUCACACCCUAUUCCUGUUCAAGGACUAUCUGGUCUCACUCUGGUCGAUAUUGCUGCAGGAGGUUGGCAUUCAACUGCAUUGACUGAUAAUGGAGAGGUAUAUGCUUGGGGAAGAGGGGAACAUGGGAGGCUUGGAUUUGGAGAUGACAAAAGCAGCAAAAUGGUGCCCCAGAAGGUUCAGCUCCUAGCUGGGGAAGAUAUUGUCCAGGUAUCCUGCGGGGGCACUCAUUCAGUUGCAUGCACACGUGAUGGACGAAUGUUUUCGUAUGGAAGAGGAGACCAUGGGCGUCUCGGUUAUGGAAGGAAAGUGACAACUGGUCACCCAAUGGAAGUGCCUAUAGACUUGCCACCACCAAGGAAUUGUCUCAGCGCUCGUGGGCGAUGGUGUUCUAAGUUUGUUGCCUGCGGCGGACGUCAUACUUUAGCAAUUGCCACAUGGAUUGAUGAGCCUGAAGAGUCACUAUUGAGCUAAAGACUACUAGCUAUCUGGUGUCCAGUCCACGCUCUGAACUACUGUGUAUCCUAAUACUCCUAAUUUGAAGACCUAAAUUGUUAGUUCUCUUAUGGAGAAAAAUAAAUGUUUUAGAUAAAUGAAUAAGAAUGAGAGUAUUCUGUUUCAAUCCAACAUUUUAGUUCAGAGAGGGGGUGUUUCGGGUAAGUAAUCAAGCCUGCAGUGCUUCUGACAUUUGGUGGAAGAAUUCAGCAUAUGAUCUUUGAAUUAAUGAGGGAUCUUCUGCAA
This is a messenger RNA of Phoenix dactylifera (date palm), 1585 nucleotides long. Its product is annotated as ultraviolet-B receptor UVR8-like. Lineage: Eukaryota; Viridiplantae; Streptophyta; Magnoliopsida; Arecales; Arecaceae. Gene Ontology annotation, molecular function: guanyl-nucleotide exchange factor activity. The record is from RefSeq and is a predicted model, not a curated record. Gene Ontology annotation, cellular component: cytoplasm.